This is a messenger RNA of Lytechinus variegatus (green sea urchin), 4602 nucleotides long. Its product is annotated as neuronal calcium sensor 1-like. The record is from RefSeq and is a predicted model, not a curated record. Bases 490 to 1062 code for a protein of 190 amino acids. Lineage: Eukaryota; Metazoa; Echinodermata; Echinoidea; Temnopleuroida; Toxopneustidae. Gene Ontology annotation, molecular function: calcium sensitive guanylate cyclase activator activity; calcium ion binding. The transcript is spliced from 8 exons.
AGUACGGGAACACUUCAGAUUACAUGAGCUCUUUUGCAUAUUGAAUGUAUUGAACGUGAGAACGUAUUCAGGGAUUGAUUGCCGUCUGCCCUAUUUUAUUUUUGUGUAAAUCAUUAGGACAUGUCAAGAGAUACAUGUUGUAGAUUGCUGUCUGCCCCUAAAUUGACAACUCAUUAGGACAUUUCCGAGGGACUGUUAACUAUUUGCCCUUCAGUUUUAUUCGCUUUUGUCGAGACAUCAUGGACAACCUUUCGUGCAAGGGAGGAUGGAAGAGAAACUCUGACAGUUGACACUGUCCUGCUGGGACCAUGAUACAGCUGUGCAAUAAAAGUGCUACAAAGACACAUUUUCGAACAACUUAUGAACUGGAACUAUCUAAAAAUAACAACAGAGCCCUUUGCAGAGGACGAGAUGACCUGACAUUAGAUUGGUUGAUUACUUUUCUACUAGUACUGACUAAAAUAACAAAAGUUGCUGGACUCUUUGAGCAUGGGGAAGCAGACCAGUAAACUAGCAAAAACUAAUCUAGAUAACUUGGCAGAAACAACACAUUUCAGUGAGAAAGAGAUCAGACAAUGGCAUGAAGGGUUUACCAGAGAUUGUCCAAAUGGAACCCUGAAUAGACAGGAAUUCCUUGAGAUAUACAAGCAGUUCUUUCCAUUUGGGGAUGCCACCAAGUUUGCUUCAUACGUCUUUGAUGUCUUUGACGAAAAUGGGGAUGAGGAGAUUGAAUUUGAGGAAUUUAUUCAAGCUCUGUCUGUCACAUCCAGAGGGAACAUUGAUGAAAAGCUAAAUUGGGCUUUUCGUCUGUAUGACCUUGACGGCGAUGGCAAGAUCACGAGACGAGAGAUGCUCUGUAUCGUAGAGUCCAUCUAUCAGAUGGUGGGCAAUAUGGUCCAGCUUCCUGAAGAUGAGAAUACACCCGAGAAGAGAGUCGACAAGAUGUUUGCUCUCAUGGACAAGAAUCAUGACAGUCAGAUAUCUAAAGAGGAGUUUUUAGAUGGCUCCAGGAAAGAUCCAUCCAUCGUUCAAGCUCUAUCGCUCUACGACGGCCUUGUGUGAACCAACCCUGACCUGUACCAUCAUUCGUCACGUGAGGGCGUCUUACAUAGUGUGCUAACAUUCCUUGUUCAUCAAGAUCAGCGGAAAUCACAAGGUGCUAUCAUAUUUCAAAAGCAUAAUCGUCACUUUUAAGUGCUGCGCUACUCGUCUAAAGUCACUGAAUUGUUUUAUACGGUGCAUCCCGCAUACAGAGGAUACCCAGGUUUUCAGUUUUCUUCAACAUAGUCUUUCAUUUAUAUCAUCAUGAGAUAUAUAUAUUUUUUUCUUCUGCAUUUGGAUGCGUGAUAUGAUAUGAAUACAUGUAGUUCAUACAUAGAUAAGCAAAAACAAGCUUGGAAUUUCAAUGCCAAAAGCCCCAAACCAAGUUGCAUGGAAAAAAAGGUCAAAAUUUUUAUAGGAUUCAGUGACCUUGUAUAAGAAAUGGAUGGCUCAUUACCCUACAUUUUUGUAUCCCAUUGUAAAGUUUUUUGAAUUAAUGAGAUCAGAUUCAGAUUCACGUCUUAGUUUCUGCCUAGCCGUGUCUGGUAUGAUUCAGAAUUUAUUAUUUGUAGUCUGUCAUGCAAAGAAUUUUGGUUAAAGCAUAUUUAAUGAUUGUGAUAUCUAUUUGUAAAGACAGGUUUCCUUUUUGCAGAACCCACUAUAUAUUGUAUUAUGAAACAAGGCGGUGGCUUUGGAAUAACACUGGUCCAAGUUUUGGUAAAAUCUUCAAUGCAGGAUCUUGUUUAAUAUAGAGUAGAAUGAGGUUCAACAUAUUUUUUUUAGCUGAAAAUUAUCAUGAUGACAUAUGAUCUUGAAGGGUAUGCAACUGCAUUAUUAUGACUAUUACAGAGCUACCAAGUCUCAUGCAUUAUGCGUGAGACUCAAGCAUUUUGGACUCUUGUUCAUCCCCUCAAAUCUCUGUCUCACGCAACUAUCACAGCCUAUCCCCAUAUACAUUGUACACAAUGUCUGUGAUCUCACUCAGAUUCACAGAAAAUCUCACGCAUAGCUGGUCUUUGAACUUGGCAUCUCUGCUAUUAUCAUGCAGUUUCAAUUUUAGGUCCCAAGAUCAUAUAAACCUUGCAAUUAGUUGCAAUAUAAAGAAAAAUAUUUGCUGAAAAUACAACUGAUAUUUCACUUGUAAAUUUCAAUUUGAGAAUGAUACUUGCAGUUCAUUGCAAAUAAGUCAGAAAUUUUUAGUAACGGAUAUUUUUGUGUGAUGAUAUAAAUAAAAGUAAGAUUUGUAGAAAUUACAGUCAUAUCCUUACCUGAUAGUUUUUUUUUUUAGUCUCAAAUUUAAACUUAUAUUUGGUGAUUUGGAAAUUAUACUAAUAGUAACACUGAUAACAAUAUGCAGCAUUUCUAAAUUUUAACUUUUCCAUUAUGGCAACUUCCAUGGUAACCUUCAUUUUGAUUGGCUGCAGAGCCCUGUUGCCAUGGUAGUUGCCAUUCUGGCAAAGUUACAACAGUUGCAACUCUUAAUGAAAUGGACCCCGAGUGUUUGAGCAUUCUUACCUGGUAACCAUGUUAUGCAACAGGUAGGGAGUGGCAAAUGUAGAGAAACAUCUAGCAGCAGGACGCGAGAUGUGCUGAUAGGAUUUGAACCCCAGACCUUGUGAUUCAAAGUCCAGAGACUGACCCACUUAGCCACAGCCAUUACAUGUAGGAGAUAAGCUGUAAAGAUAAUCCUUACUCAAAACUGACAUUCAUAUACAUGUACAUAAAUAACUUAUUAUAUUGUAUAUCAAAGUAUUCACAGACUUGCACAAAUCAUAUACACAAAUGCAUGUAAGUUAUUGAUAUCUAUUGUCAAAUUGUAUUUUGUCUGCAUUCCUUUUGCAAUGAUGAAUUGUAUUCUUGUCAUUUUAUUCCCCUCCUCUUCUUAUGAUGGUCAUCAUUUCCCCUUCCAACAAUCUGCUGAUUGAAUAUUCUGGAGGAUUUAUGUGAAGCAAGUGCCUUGGAAGUACUAUUGUCAUGUCAGUCAGUACUUUUGUUUUCUGUACUGUUCAAUAGUAAUAUUAUUUACUGGUUAGUUAUGUAAUAGAUACAUCUACCCACUCUAAAAAUGCAGUUUAAUGCAUUUCUAUAUUGCCCCUACUCAGCCUUUCUGCCAAUGUUUUGCCCUCUUUUAGACUAGUCUGCAGGCACAGACCCUGAUUGAAACUUUGAUCAGCAAGUGUGCCUCCACACAAAGACUAGCACAUACCAAACUUGCUGUUUCAAUUCAAGGGCCUUCAGUACACAAGGCACGAGUAGGCUGCACAUUCAGACCCUUAAUUCAAGUGAAGGGUUUGCCCAGCAGACUACUUGUAGACUAUCAGUUUUUGAUAAUCGUACGUAUUUCCCCAAAAGUUCUUAUUUUGUCGACUGUUUUCAUACAUGCCAUGAUAUUUGUAUGCCAUUUUGAUACAUUUAAAUACGAUAUGUUCAUUUCUAAUGCCAGAAUGUGAUAGUCAUGAAAAUCAAUUUCACUCCCAUCAACAUUCCGACGACCUUCAACUUUUGUUGUAUUGAAGUGUUUUUUGCAGACAUGGGCCCUAUUUUAUAUAAAUUGGAUAUGAUAGCAACUUGCAGGAAUAUCAGCUUCCAUUGGAAGAGCCAAUCAAAGAGCAGACUCUUUGCUGUUGUCAUGGUAAUUGUCAUUCCAGCAAGUUUUGCUAUCAUAGCAACUUUUAAUGAAAUGGGGCUCGGGGUGAUUUCCCCACAGGAGGGGUGCUUGUAUCUCUGGAUAGAUUUGGUUAUUUGACAAAAAGGGGUAUUUCUUUCCAAAAAUUCAUAUAUAUUGCAUCCCUCAAUUCAAGGGAGCAGGGCACUGUCACUUUGAAAAGGAUAAUACUUCACAUAAAAAGGGAAUAUUCAAUGAACUGUUCUUGAGGGGGGGUGCCUAUUGCGCCCGAUCCAUACGUCAUGCCCUAAAAAUAGACACUUGUGACAUUUAUCUUACUUUGAAGUGAGAUUGGUAUUUUUGCUCUCAAGAAAUUCAUAGCUGGCCUGUUGCAUAAAAGUUACCAUUAUGGCACUUAGCAAUGCAAUGGUAACUUGCAUGGAAUCCUUGAUUUUGAUUGGCUGUUAAGUGUCGUUACCAUGGUAGUUACCAUUGGAUGGCAAAGUUACCAUAAUAGUAACUUUUAUGCAAAGGGCCCCUUAUCUUGCCUCUUUUUAUUAUUUCAAACUCUCAACAAUAUGUUGUAGACUUUUCUGCAUGCAUUUGACUUUGAUCAUUCAGUGUCGUUUCGAAUUUUCCAAUUUAUCCAUAGAUAAAUUAUUAUUGCAUCUUGUAUUUUAUGUUUUCAACUGUAAAUGUAGAUUUUGACAAAAUCACUUUUUGAUAGUAGCACCCACAGUGGAUGGCUAAGAUGUAUAACAGUAUGAUCUUAGUAUUCUUUUUUCUUUUUAAAUCAUAUGUUCUAUGAAUGUGAAUUCAUUAACCUCAUGUAUUGUUAUUAUGCAUAAUUAUGUGUAGUUUACAUUAGCAAAAUGACUUGUGUGUAAUAACAGUGUGAAAUUUGUGUGCAAUUUACUGUUUAUUGUUUAUUAAUAAAUGACAAAGUAUGACACUUA